This is a messenger RNA of Pollicipes pollicipes, 2208 nucleotides long. Its product is annotated as nuclear hormone receptor HR96. The transcript has 8 exons. Lineage: Eukaryota; Metazoa; Arthropoda; Thecostraca; Pollicipedomorpha; Pollicipedidae. Gene Ontology annotation, molecular function: nuclear receptor activity; zinc ion binding; RNA polymerase II cis-regulatory region sequence-specific DNA binding. Bases 33 to 1541 code for a protein of 502 amino acids. The record is from RefSeq and is a predicted model, not a curated record. Gene Ontology annotation, biological process: cell differentiation; positive regulation of transcription by RNA polymerase II; negative regulation of transcription by RNA polymerase II.
CCUCCGCCGCCGCCGCCGCCGCCGCCGCCGCCAUGGAUUGGAUGACGGGCGUGCUGGACCGCUUCUACUCGGUACCGGACAUGGCGCAGCCCCAGGUGACCAUCAAGGAGGAGGUGCUGGACAGCCUGGAGCUGGGCGGCAGCCUGUACUGCCCGAGCAUGGCCGAGACGGAGCCGCCGCCGCCGGCCGCCGCCGCCGGCUCGCCGGCCGCCGCCCGGCCCGUCAAGGAGUGCGGCGUGUGCGGCGACAAGGCGCUCGGCUACAACUUCAACGCCAUCACCUGCGAGAGCUGCAAGGCGUUCUUCCGCCGAAACGCGCUCAAGACCAAGGUGUUCCGCUGCCCCUUCAGCGACAACUGCAGCAUCGACGUGGUGACACGCCGCUUCUGCCAGAAGUGCCGGCUCAAGAAGUGCUACACCAUCGGCAUGAAGAAGGAGUGGAUCAUGACGGACGAGGAGCGCAAGGUCAAGCGGCAGAAGAUCGUGGAGAACCGGUCGCGCAAAUCUGAGCCGGGUGGCCGCGACGGCGCGCCGCAGGGCUCGCCCUACUCGGCCGACACGUCGCCGGCCGCCUGGCCGCCGCACAGCCCCGUCUCGCCGGGCCGAUACAGCCUGGCCCGCGCGCACCGCGCCAUCCAGGUGCCCGAGUCGCCGCCGGAGCCGGCCGCCUCCAUCGAUGACGGGUCCAUCAACAUGAGCACCAUCCUGGGCAAGGCGCUGCGGGCCGAGUUCAGCGACACGCAGCUGCGCGAACCGGUGCUGCCGUCGGGCGCGCUCAACGCCGCCGAGUGGACCAAGAUCCAGGAGCUACAGGAGGCCGAGCAGGCGCUCAUGGCGCCGCUCAACGAGGACAACCUGUUCGUGAACCUGGUGAACACGGACCCGUCGCUCAUCAACGUCAUCAACCUGUGCGACAUCGCCAUCCGGCGGCUGAUCAAGAUGUCGAAGAAGAUCAGCAGCUUCCGCGGUCUGUGUCAGCGCGACCAGAUAGCGCUGCUCAAGGGCGGCUGCACGGAGCUCAUGAUCCUGCGCAGUGUCACCACUUACGACGCCGAGAACAACAGCUGGAACAUCCGCGCCAACGAGACGGACUACACCAGCAUCAAGCUGAACGUCCUGAAGAAGGCGCCGUACGACGUGUACGAGGAGCACAAGCAGUUCAACCGCACAUUCAGCAGCCGCUGGAAGUCGGACUCGUACAUCAUGGGCAUCAUCAGCGCCAUCACGCUGUUCUCGCCCAGCCGACCCAACCUGGAGCACGUGGACGCCAUCACACUGGAGCAGGAGUCGUACUACUACCUGCUCCGCCGCUACCUGCUGACCACGCGCAGCCCGUGCGAGGCGCGCUCAGAGUUCCUCAAGCUCAUCAAGAAGAUGGAGGAGCUGCACCGGCUCAACGAGGACCACAUCAAGAUAUUCAUGGAUGUCGACCCGCUGCACGUGGAGCCGCUGCUGAUCGAGAUUUUUGACCUCAAGUGCGGGGAAUCGAUGCGCACCUUCUCGGCGCCGCCGUCGGCCGAGCUGCCCGAGCCGCAGAUUUGAGCGGCCGCCGCGCAGACCGGCCGAGUGACGGGCCUUCGGCGCGCCGCCGCCGCGGUUGUAGUGAUAGAGUUCCGCCGAGCCGGAGUGAUUUGUUACGUAGUGGAAUAUUUUACCCGUCGGCGGAGAGUGAGGCAGUGGCCUGCGUUUUAGCCUAUUGCUCCUAUAGGAAGUGGCGCAGGAUACCGCGACGGUGCUCCUAGCACCGUGCCGCGCGCCGUGCGGGCGCGCCGAGAUGGGGUGGAGCAGCAGCGGAUGGUCGCGGAGGCUGAAGUGCCUCGCGUCGACGCCAGGCGGCGCGAUCGGCCCCUCGCUCGCGAGGCCUGGGCCCGGUUGGCACAGUCACCCUGGCCGCUGCAGCCGGCCCAGCGGUGUCGCGCUGGGUAUGGACGAUGUCAUUGCAGCGCCGCUGGCUGCAGGCCGGGCCGGGUGUCGCAGGAGCUGUGGUCGGGGAUCGGCGCGAGGGCCAAGCUCGUCCUCAGCGGCGGCGGUCGGCCGCCGGGUGGGAGCACGUCUGUGAUGGGUGCUAGUCGUGCGCGGGCGGCCGCCCCCGGACGGCGCCGUAGGCGGGGACGGCCGCACAAAUGCCUGUAUGCGGGCCAGCUGCCAGCCGGCAUCGGCUGACCACACAUUCAGAGUAAUGAAACGCAAUUACAUGUUAUAACAGUGG